AAGAAAAAGAAAGGAUAGGUCUUGCCGACGCUAGUACUUUUCAAUACAAAGUCUUUUGCAAGCGUAAGCCGCGUGACAUUGAAAAAAAACCAAGUGUAUAAACAAAAGCAACACCACCUGUACACUCUAUUUACGCUCUUUUCUCCACAAAAAAGCAAUCAAAAUUCGGAUUACAAAUUUGUCUAAAUUUUGGCUUUUUGAUAAGUAAUUCGAUUGAGUCACCGAACAGUUAGUUUUGUUGUUGUGGCAAAAUGUUAGCUCAAGUGCAACUUCUGUUCAUGGUGGUGUUCAUGGAGAUGGGAUUGAUUUUGUUGUUUCUGUUCAGAACCCCUUUGAGGAAACUGAUAAUAAUGACCCUUGAUCGUGUUAAAAGAGGCAGUGGGCCUUUGAUUGUUAAAUCUGUAGCAGCUACUGUACUUGUUAUCAUGGUUUAUACUGUUUAUUCGAUUAAGGAAUUGCAGUCUCGUCCUACUGAUUCUGUUAAUCCAACUGAUCAAAUCCUUCUUGCUCAUCAGAUUCUUCAAGCUGCUCUUAUGGGAUUCUCUCUAUUCCUCGGCCUGAUGAUCGACAGGCUGCAUCAUUACAUAAGGGAGCUUCGUUUACUAAGGAAGACCAUGGAGGCCGUGAAGAAGCAGGAUCGUGCCUUGGACAACAACAAGAACGGCGAGGCCACCACCCUAAGGGAUGAAAUCUCCUCCUUGAGAAACAAAGUAAAUCAGCUGGAAUCAGAAACCGAAGCAAAAGAAAAGGAGGUGCAAUCUCAGAGAGCAAAUUCUGAUUCUCUGAAGCGCCAAUCUGAAAAGUUGCUGCUCGAAUAUGAUCGGUUGCUGGAAGACAAUCAGAAUCUUCGAAGCCAAUUGCAAUCUCUCUCACAUUCUGAUAGCAAAAAGAACACAUAGGAAGGAUAACAUCCGUCUGUUUUCUGUCUAUCUCAACUCUAAUAGUUGCCUUUCAGAAUUUAGGUUCAAGAAGUGUGUGCUGUGUAGCUCGUCUUUGUCAUCUCUGAUAGAUUCUUGUAAAAUGAUAUCUAUACUCUUUAUCACCUCCGACCGACAUCUCGAUUACCCUAAAAACUGUCAUGCCACUCCUGUGUUUGUCUUGGAGGGGGCAAUUAUGUAUUCAGAUUCUGUCUGUUGUUGAUCAUGGUAAAUCUAUGUGGUUUGAUUUGAAAA
This is a messenger RNA of Capsicum annuum, 1172 nucleotides long. RefSeq names its product B-cell receptor-associated protein 31. Gene Ontology annotation, cellular component: endoplasmic reticulum; endoplasmic reticulum membrane. Bases 252 to 899 code for a protein of 215 amino acids. NCBI's taxonomy places the organism in Eukaryota, Viridiplantae, Streptophyta, Magnoliopsida, Solanales, Solanaceae. The transcript has 2 exons. The record is from RefSeq and is a predicted model, not a curated record. Gene Ontology annotation, biological process: endoplasmic reticulum to Golgi vesicle-mediated transport; intracellular protein transport.